GCCCGUUCGGGAGAGGGCGGAGCCUAACUCCCAUCAGGACCAGUACGACUGCACCUGCAUCCUUAGCUCAGAGCAUCCCUGGAGCAUCUGGAGAGGCAAGCGCUGCUGGCCACCCGGACUGGACCGUCGCAGCAGGCGGCUGCCACAUAACCUUCCCCAUCCCCCGACUCCACAGCUCCACGGAGGCGGCCUCGGUGCUGACCGACGGCUCCCAGGGUCUGGCCAUUGCGGAAGCUUUUCUAGCAGCAACCUCUGACCACGACAUGGCUGAGAUCACCAAUAUCCGACCUAGCUUUGAUGUGUCACCGGUGGUGGCUGGCCUCAUUGGGGCCUCUGUGCUGGUGGUGUGUGUUUCAGUGACUGUCUUUGUCUGGACGUGCUGCCACCAACAGGCAGAGAAGAAGCACAAGAACCCACCGUACAAGUUCAUUCACAUGCUCAAAGGCAUCAGCAUAUACCCUGAGACUCUCAGCAACAAGAAGAAAAUCAUUAAAGUGCGAAGAGAAAAAGAUGGCGUUGGAAGGGAAGGUGGCCGUGGGAACCUGUUGGUGGAUGCGGCAGAGGCCGGCCUGCUAGGUAGAGCUGAGGGUCCCAGUGGGCCCAGCUCUGCCUCUUGUAUAGACCACUUACCUAUCAAAACAGACUAUGGGGAAGAACUGAGAAGUCCCCUUACAAGCCUGACCCCUGGGGAGAGCAAAACCACAUCUCCGUCAUCUCCAGAGGAGGAUGUCACACUAGGGUCCCUCACCUUCUCGGUGGACUACAACUUCCCGAAAAAAGCCCUGGUGGUCACAAUCCAGGAAGCCCAUGGACUGCCAGUGAUGGAUGACCAGACCCAGGGCUCUGACCCCUACAUCAAAAUGACCAUCCUGCCUGACAAGCGGCACCGGGUGAAGACCAGAGUGCUGCGCAAGACCCUGGACCCCGUGUUCGAUGAGACCUUCACCUUCUACGGCAUCCCCUACAGCCAGCUGCAGGACCUGGUGCUGCACUUCCUCGUCCUCAGCUUUGACCGCUUCUCCCGGGAUGAUGUCAUUGGGGAAGUCAUGGUGCCGUUGGCUGGGGUGGACCCCAGCACGGGCAAGGUACAGCUGACCAGGGACAUCAUCAAGAGGAACAUCCAGAAGUGCAUUAGCAGAGGGGAGCUCCAGGUGUCUCUGUCCUAUCAGCCGGUGGCACAGAGAAUGACAGUGGUGGUCCUCAAAGCCAGACACCUGCCGAAGAUGGAUAUCACCGGUCUCUCAGGUAAUCCGUAUGUCAAGGUGAACGUCUACUACGGCAGAAAGCGCAUUGCCAAGAAGAAAACCCACGUGAAGAAGUGCACUUUGAACCCCGUCUUCAACGAGUCCUUCAUCUACGAUAUCCCCACCGACCUCCUGCCUGAGAUCAGCAUCGAGUUCCUCGUCAUCGACUUCGAUCGCACCACCAAGAACGAGGUGGUGGGCAGGCUGAUCCUGGGGGCACACAGUGUCACGGCCUGUGGUGCUGAACACUGGAGGGAGGUGUGCGAGAGCCCGCGCAAGCCUGUGGCCAAGUGGCACAGUCUGAGCGAGUACUAACCCUGGUCCUCUCGUUGCUAACCACUCCCACCCCACCCCGGGGGGCCAGGUUGGGGAGGGACGUGGCAGAGAUGAGGUGACAGAGAAGUGGACUCCAAAACCUCCUUUUAGUUGUAGAAGAAAAUUUCUUAACAAAACAUACCCCUACAAAGAACCUCCCGCCCACAGGACCUCAGCUGCAGAUCAGCUCUUAGCAAUGAUAUUUUUUUCUCCUUUGCAAAGCAUUAGAAAUUGUUCUUAA
This is a messenger RNA of Ochotona princeps (American pika), 1800 nucleotides long. It is a transcript of the gene SYT11, whose product is annotated as synaptotagmin 11. Bases 264 to 1559 code for a protein of 431 amino acids. The transcript is spliced from 4 exons. Gene Ontology annotation, cellular component: synapse; axon; membrane. NCBI's taxonomy places the organism in Eukaryota, Metazoa, Chordata, Mammalia, Lagomorpha, Ochotonidae. The record is from RefSeq and is a predicted model, not a curated record. Gene Ontology annotation, molecular function: clathrin binding; calcium ion binding; phosphatidylserine binding. Gene Ontology annotation, biological process: vesicle fusion; calcium-ion regulated exocytosis; cellular response to calcium ion.